ACCCGCCGCGGCUCGCCCGUACAGCCCAGCCUCGGCGCGGGCCGCAGCCACCCCAGGCGCGGGCCGCGGCCGUCGUCGCCGUGUAUGCGCCGAGCCCGCCGGGCGCGGAACCCAGGCGGAUCCAGGCUGGGCGUUCGUACGCACGGGCAGCCGCCGCCGCCGUGGUUCGAUACCCUCUAGCUCUGGGGAGGACGCGCUCGACUCGCUCCCUCCUCAUCAGCCUCAGAGCGCUCCUUGAGCUCCUCAGUGCCGGAGCAUCCUCCCCGGUGCUCAGCAUCCUCCUGUCAGCGCCGGAGCAUCCUGCUCAGGGCUCGGCGUUCUCUGAGCUCAGCAUCCUCCUCAGAGCUCAGCAUCCUCCUUCCGUUCCUCAGCAGCGCCCGGGCCCGGUCCCCACCCGCUCGCACCCCACCCGCGGGAAGGAGGCCUCGGGAAUGCAGGGGAGUGGCUGUGGGGGCGCGUCGCCGCUUGGCCAGCCCCUCUGCCCAAACACGGGCUGCUCCCCAUUGUAGAAGCUGCGCGGAGAGAAGGAGGACGGCGUGCUGCUCCCUGCGCGGGGCUGCAGGGAAUAAGCCCGGGCAUCCUUUUAGGGUGGGGCGGGGAGGGCCCUGGCUUUUGGGGAGUGGACCUGGAGCAGGGAAAGGACUCUGUAGCGGACUCGGUGAGAGACUAUGGGGAAGGACCAGGAGCUGCUGGAAGCUGCUCGUACUGGCAAUGUGGCUCUGGUGGAGAAACUCCUAUCUGGCAGGAAAGGAGGGAUCCUGGGUGGUGGAUCCGGACCUCUGCCCCUGUCUAAUCUGCUAAGCAUCUGGCGAGGUCCCAAUGUGAACUGCACAGACAGUUCGGGUUACACCGCUUUACACCACGCAGCCUUAAAUGGACAUAAGGACAUAGUUCUCAAACUGCUGCAGUACGAGGCAUCCACCAAUGUAGCAGACAACAAGGGUUACUUCCCCAUUCACCUGGCUGCCUGGAAAGGAGAUGUGGAGAUUGUGAAGAUUCUCAUCCAUCACGGACCUUCCCAUUCCCGAGUCAAUGAACAGUUGCAGAAAUGUAGCUUUUCCAAAUCAGGACGCAUUCAAGUAUUUUUAAAAGCGACAGAUAUGGGAAAUGCAGAGAACAGCAGCAGCAUUGAUAAUGAGACAGAAAAGGGGAGUGCUCUUCACGAAGCGGCUUUGUUUGGGAAGGUGGAUGUGGUGCGAGUUCUGUUAGAAACAGGAAUUGAUGCCAACAUAAAGGACAGUUUAGGUAGAACUGUCUUAGACAUUCUAAAGGAGCACCCGUCUCAGAAGUCUCUCCAGAUUGCAACGCUCUUGCAAGAUUAUUUGGAAGGCGCAGGAAGGUCAGCAGCAGUCCUGGAAGAGCACGCUCAGGAAGAUACAGCACAAGAGACACACCUUUCAUCUCCUGCGGAGUCUCCUCAAAAGACUAAAAGUGAAACGGUCACUGGAGAACUAUCAAAACUCCUGGAUGAGAUAAAACUCUGUCAAGAGAAGGAUUAUUCCUUUGAAGAUCUGUGCCAUACGAUCUCAGACCACUACUUAGAUAACUUGAGCAAGAUUUCAGAGGAAGAGCUGGGGAAAAAUGGAAGCCAGAGUGUAAGAACUUCAUCUACAAUAAAUUUGUCACCAGGAGAAGUGGAAGACGAAGAGGAGGAUCCAAACUCUUGUGGGCCCACAGGACUCUGGGAAGCACUAACUCCUUGUAACGGAUGUAGGAACCUUGGCUUUCCCAUGCUUGCACAGGAGUCUUAUCCGAAGAAGAGGAAUUACCCCAUGGAGAUCGAACCAUCUGCUUCUCUGGACACAUUCCCUUCGGAAAAUGAGAACUUCCUCUGUGAACUCGUGGACACAGCUGUUACAAAGAAGCCCUGCUCCUUAGAAAUCGCAAGGGCACCUUCUCCAAGAACUGAUAAUGCCUCUGAGGUAGCAAUUACUGCUCCAGGAACUAGUCACCAUAGAAACAGCUCUACAGGCCCAACACCUGACUGCUCACCUCCAUCCCCCGACACUGCCCUAAAAAAUAUCGUAAAAGUUAUCCGGCCUCAGCCAAAACAACGGACUUCUAUUGUGUCUUCUCUGGAUUUCCAGCGAAUGAAUCAUAACCAAGAAUACUUUGAAAUCAGCACAUCUACAGGGUGUACCAGCUUUACUUCCAGCCCUCCUGCUAGCCCACCCACCUCUUCUGUGGAAACCACAGAAGUCAAGAAUGAGGGAGCUGAACACGCAGAUGAUCUCUCUCAGCAGGAAGAUGACGAACCCCCAAAAGAGUAUGAUGCUGGGCAAUUCGCAGGCCUUCUCCAUGGAUCCUCUCCAGCCUGUGAGUCUCCUGAAAAUCCGUUUCAUCUGUAUGGGAAAAGAAAUACAUGUGAAGAUGGACCAGAUGAAGCCAGUUUGGCAAACAGUCCUUUGCCUUUCAAACAGACUCCAAUAGAAAACAACCCAGAGCCUUCGGUGAAGAAAGUUAAACCCAAAGUGGUCAGUAGAACAAUUUUCCACAAAAGAAACCACCAACUUGAGAACCAUACCAUCGUUGGCACAAGAAUGUCCAGGAGUGGAUCCCGCAAUGGUGACCAAUGGGGUGUGAAUCCAGGGGGCUUUGUGGAGAGAGCAUGUACUCUGGGAAGAAUAAGGUCAUUGCCUAAAGCCUUGAUCGACAUGCAUUUAUCCAAAAAUGUCUCCAAGUCUGAUUCUGAUCUUAUUGCCUACCCUUCCAAGGACAAAUCGAGAGUUAACUGGAGCAAAUCGUCAACUGCGGAGCGCAGUUCCAAAGAUAAUUCUGAAAGAACACCUUCCUUCACAUCUGAAUGGGAAGAAAUCGACAAAAUAAUGAAUUCGAUUGACGUUGGAAUCAACAGUGAACUUGAAGGGAUGAACGGACCCAGAUGCCCUGUCCAAACAGUGGGACAAUGGCUGGAAAGCAUUGGGCUACCUCAGUACGAGAACCACCUGAUGGCUAAUGGAUUUGACAGUGUACAGUUUAUGGGAAGCAAUGUUAUGGAAGAUCAGGAUUUGUUGGAAAUUGGAAUCCUUAACUCUGGCCACAGACAGAGAAUUCUACAAGCGAUCCAGCUCCUUCCAAAGAUGAGGCCCAUUGGCCAUGAUGGCUACCAUCCCACCUCUGUAGCCGAAUGGCUGGAUUCCAUUGAGCUGGGUGAUUACACCAAAGCCUUUCUCAUCAAUGGCUACACGUCCAUGGACCUGUUGAAAAAAAUCUGGGAGCUUGAACUUAUUAACGUUUUAAAAAUCAGUUUGAUUGGCCACAGGAAACGCAUUUUGGCAUCUUUGGGAGAUAGGCUGCACGACGACCCUCCACAGAAGCCCCCUCGGUCCAUCACCCUCAGGGAACCCAGUGGUAAUCACACUCCUCCUCAGUUGUCUCCAUCACUUAGCCAAAGCACUUACACCACUGGUGGCUCCCUAGACGUUCCUCACAUUAUCAUGCAGGGCGAUGCAAGGAGGAGAAGAAAUGAAAACUACUUUGAUGAUAUUCCCCGAUCAAAGCUGGAGAGGCAGAUGGCUCAGACAGGGGACUGGGGGGAACCUUCCAUCACCUUGCGACCUCCUAAUGAAGCCACAGCCUCAACUCCCGUCCAGUACUGGCAGCAUCACCCGGAAAAACUCAUCUUCCAGUCAUGUGACUACAAAGCCUUUUAUUUAGGUUCUAUGCUGAUAAAAGAGUUGAGGGGAACAGAAUCAACACAGGACGCUUGUGCAAAGAUGCGGGCUAACUGUCAGAAGUCUACAGAGCAAAUGAAGAAAGUCCCCACUAUCAUCCUUUCCGUCUCAUAUAAAGGAGUAAAAUUUAUUGAUGCGGCAAAUAAGAAUAUAAUCGCCGAACAUGAAAUUCGUAAUAUCUCCUGUGCUGCCCAGGACCCAGAAGACCUCUCAACAUUUGCCUAUAUCACAAAAGAUUUGAAGUCCAACCACCACUACUGUCACGUGUUUACUGCCUUUGAUGUGAAUUUAGCCUAUGAAAUCAUCCUGACGCUGGGACAGGCAUUUGAGGUCGCUUACCAGCUAGCCCUACAAGCAAGAAAAGGGGGCCAUUCCUCCACACUCCCAGAAAGCUUUGAGAACAAGCCCUCAAAACCCAUUCCAAAGCCCCGAGUUAGCAUUCGGAAGUCAGUGCAGAUCGACCCUUCUGAGCAAAAGACUCUGGCCAAUCUGCCGUGGAUUGUGGAGCCGGGGCAAGAAGCCAAGAGGGGCAUUAAUACCAAGUAUGAAACCACGAUUUUCUGAUACCCGCCGCCCCGUCCUCGCGGUGCCUUGCUCGCCCAGCAGUCCCCGCAGCAGGCUCUCCUUCGCGCCUCCGUGUCCACCCGCCCCGGGAGGAAGACUGCUCCAGCUCGCGUGGCCUCGUCACGGGCGGAAGGGCGACGGCCAUCCCUAGGGAGCCUUCUGCCAGCGAGACUUUGACGCCCCUUAGAGGCGCGAGGGGGGCUGCGCGGGGCGCCCCAACUCCGCUACCACCGCCUCCUCCGAGGUACUGCUCAACUGCCCCGUACUUGCUUUGCUUUAGUUGGGGGGAGAAUACCUUUUUAAAAGUGAAAGGGUGGGGAAAGGGAGGGUCUCCAGUACUGCCUGAAAAGUCUAAAGAGCUUGGGUUUAAGUUUUCACGGUCAGGUCAGCCGUUUUGAAGGGAAAGUCAGAACAGAACUUCCCCACCCACAAAGCACCUGUAAAGUCAUUGUAUCACUGAGUACAAUUCCAUGCAAAAAGACAAAGCAGCCCUCACCAGGAAGUUCUGCCCCCCCCAACACACUCGAUUUCUAUAUUUGUGGAUUUUAUAGUAAUCAACUAUGUCAGAUAAAGGAAACCUUUAUUGAAUGAUUCAAAAAAUUUAAAAAGUGAUUUAAAACAGAGGAAUUUAUUAUGCACAGAAAAAAAAUGUGUCUUGUAUUAAAUAUUUUUAUUAAAAAGAAUGUUUCAUUAAUGCAUUCAUAAGAAAACUAGGUUUGUUGUGCGGGAUGUUUCUGGUUUCGUUUCAAAUGACUACAUUCCUACUGCUACUUGCCCUGAGGUCCUGGCUCUGUCAGGGUGAAGCCCUGAUGCCCUCUGCCUCAGGAGCAGAACAGGCUAGUGCUUCGGGUGACUCAAAGUGCUGACUCAGCCGUAGCCUGCAUAAGUGGUUUAUUUGGGGUUGUUUUGUUUUGUUUUGUUUAGCCUUUGGGGUGUUUUAAAGAACACGUUUAACAAAAAAUAAAAAAAUAAUAAAAGCUAGGGCUCCUGCUGCCAAGAUUUCUGUCAAGGAAACCUUGUUUGAGAACGAUGUUAAUAAAAUUCUAUUGCAAAAUUCUUUUCUAGAAAAAAUAAAUAACACAAAAAAAGAAGAAAUUCCAAAGUAAUAAAAACUUUUCUUGAAACAGAUUAAAAAAAAAAAAUGUUUGCUUACUAUUUGAUUAAAUAAAUUUACUUACGUUUCUUUAAGGUAUUUUAAUUUUUUUAAUGUCUCUGUGGAGUAUUUGUAUGAUACCAUAAUGUAUAUUUCUGUAGAAACAAAUUAUAUAAACAGUAUCAAUAUCAUUAUAGAAAAAUAACAUUUUAAUGUAUAUUGUUCUAACCAAUCAUAUUGUGAAUCAUUUUGAAGUUCAUUAUAGCGAUAUUGAUAAAUUGUGAACUUGUCUUAAUGUUUUUUUUUUAAUUAACCAAUAUUAUUUUAAACCUGAGAUUCUCACAUUCACCAGUUGGUGAGUUUUGAAGAAAAACUAAAUUUCAUUUCAACUGACAAAUGUAUAUGGUUUGAGUUCAGUGUGGAAGAAUUUUAAUACAAUAUUAAAUUACUUGAACUGAAUAGUUCCUUGUAUAUAUUUUGCCUAUUCACUGUUGAUAUGUAUGUAGUAAACAGAGAAGAGAAUAACAUUCGAAUAUGGUACCAACGGAACUUGUACAGGAGCAAAGCAUCCAGGAGCUCUGCUGAAACACAAGCAGAUGUAUAUAUAAGCUUGGGCUUCCAGUUAUAAAUUUUGUAAUUUUUGUCAUUAUUUAUAUCCUAUAUUUAAAAAAAAAGCACACAAAAUAAAACAGAAGUUGUACAGUGGCUGGUGCCUGGCAUUGUUCUGUGACCAAAGGCCCAGCCCUCUCCUCAGAUAAAGAGACUUGUUUUCAAUUGGCAACAUCAGUGAGAAAAAAAAAAAAACAAAAUAACUUGCUCAUUUCCAAGUUCACAGUCUGAAAAAGAAACACUGACUUCCCAAAGCUUGAAUUUCAGCCAUAAGCCAAGAUGCCUUUGCAUUUUUAAAAGUGGCGUAUAAGGGGGGAAUUGGCAAGACAGACAUUUCUAAAACAGAGGGGACCACACACACACACACACACACACACACACACACACGCAAAAAAAAUAAAAAAUAAAAAACAGACUGCUUAUGUAGCAUAAAACAUAUAGCUUGCUUGGGAAAACAUCCCCUGCACAUCCUUAUACAUCCUCAAGUCCUUUCAUCUUUUUUCCCUAAAACGUGCACCUGCUAUAAAGUAGGUGAUGGGCUAGUCAGAGCUACACUGAUUCUGUGGUCGGCGACCACCAUGCUGCAGGUCCCUCAACCUCCAUCACCCAUUGCCCAAUCCAUGACUGCUACCCUUGAAAACCCAAAGCAGUCUUAGGGUGCUCUCUGCCUGUCAUUCAGAGGCCUGGGACUUUGAACCCAAAAGAGAUAAACCCAUGAAAGCUCGGUUGAAGUGGGCCCGGGGCCUGGGAUAUCUCAGGCAGGGGUUUUCCACUCUGACGCUUCCACUGGGCCAGUUUGUUCACUUUGCUUUUAUUUUCUCUGUUCAUCACAUGUGUGUUUGUAUUCAUAAUGAUUCCAGCAUGAAGUACGGAGCACACUCCAAUUAGGGAAAAUUAAAAGACACAAGACUAGCGUAGUGGUGAAACAUCUUCUUGUGCUGGCACCAGGUUGAAGAAGCAGGAAGAGCAAAGCCAGCCAUGUGGCAGAGUUAGGCCCCUCCAGAUGGGAGCGUACAACAGACAAUUGUGGUUCAUCUCAGAGAGAAAGGCAGGGGUAACUCUGAUCUCCCUCUCCAUUCUUCACCCAAAUCUAAGGUCGGGGCACAGGAUCAGCCCACGGCCAGAGCAAGGCAGAGAACGAAAGGGACACGCCAGAAGUAGAAAAGCCAGCUCAGGCACGGGACAUGGGAUUUAUAGCUGACUUUGUUUAAAGGGAAAGCCUGAUAUUUGACAAAUGCAGUAACCAGCGGUUGAGAGUGACAAGCCAUUAAAUGCUAAUAUUAAUCAAAGGAGAACUUAAAUGGCUCCCUUUACAGAAGGACUUCAAUUCAAUCGAUCCGUUUAAUUUUUUUUUCUUAUUAAAUGGUGUUCUGUAAUAAAUCUGGAUGAAUGGACCCUAUAAAAAUUCUGCUUGGCUUGUUAAUAAGUCAUGGAAGUGGUUUCUCUCACAUUGGACUGCUUGGGAAUGUCGCCAGCCUAUCUAAUGUUUGGAUGAGAUGGAACAGGCGUCUAAGCUUAAAGGGCGUGUGGCCACCUCCUCCAAAAUCAGUAAACAUUUACACUUGGACUCCAAGUAAAUGUUACUCCUAUUUCUAAAAUGAAUUGAAGAUUUGGGGGAGUAGUCUAGUUUCCAGUGAGCUAGAAUGUAAUGUCCACGUUCAGAAAUCUGUAUAGAAUAAAGCCUCUUUACUGACA
This is a messenger RNA of Mus caroli (Ryukyu mouse), 7635 nucleotides long. The record is from RefSeq and is a predicted model, not a curated record. Lineage: Eukaryota; Metazoa; Chordata; Mammalia; Rodentia; Muridae.